Messenger RNA from Symbiodinium sp. CCMP2592, 1011 nucleotides. NCBI's taxonomy places the organism in Eukaryota, Dinophyceae, Suessiales, Symbiodiniaceae. The record is from the annotation of a GenBank genome assembly.
AUGGCAGGGCGUUGGGCACGGCUUCUAACCUCGCUAGCCGUGUGCGUUGCCGACGUGGUAGCAAGGCGCCCUGUGGUGGGGAUCGUCGCCUCGCCACUAAAACUGCCAGGGGCCACCACCUUCAACGGUCUGAGCUGGAUCUGGAACACCUACGUGGAAAGUCUCCACGAUGCUGGUGCCGAGGUGGUCCCGCUGGUACCCCACAGCGGGCCGGAGGAGCUGAAAGAGGCUUUGGAGCAGGUAGAUGCGGUCCUUUGGACAGGUGGCGAGGACGAUCCGGGAGUUCACGGUGCAACAUACCCGGAUGUCAUGAUGGACACCCUCAAGGUGAUUUACGAGCACGUCAAGGCCAAGGGCACCGUGCCACUCUGGGCCACGUGCCAGGGCUUCCAGGCUCUCUGCGUUCUCGCAGCAGAUGACCCCGAGGUCGUUGUCCCCACCUAUGGAACGCUUGGAACUGCGGUGUCUCUGCACUUCACCACUGCAGCGAACUCCUCGCGCCUCCUUCGUGAUGCGCCUCCAGAGGUCUUCUUGGAGCUGGGGCGCCGAAACUCGACACUGAACUUCCAUUCCUACGGCGUCCUGGCGCAGAGCUUCCACCAGGCAAAAGUUCCAAAUUUCCAGCUCCUCGCGACUGACACGGACACCCGGGGGCAGGUCUUUGCUUCGCUGAUGGAGCACAAUGAGCUGCCAAUGUUUGCGUCACAAUUUCAUCCAGAACUCUACUACUUCUUGGAUCCCGAUAGCGCUGCACAAAAUCCGGCUGUCCGACAUGCUGUGGAAGCCAACCGCUACUUCAUGCACUUCUUUGUGAAGGAAGCAGCGAAGAAUGCUGCAGCUGUUCACGCCGACUCGGCAACACCGUUGCGAAUUGGCGAAUACCCCAUGAGCUUCCCUCCGCUGGGCAUCUUCGGAAGUUCCGGCGGCGAGCUCUUCCCGGGAAAGAUCCUGCGCGGACAUGUCUGGAACUACAGCAGGCGCAUGUGUCUGAGCAACCAUCAAGCUUGCUAG